AUGUCUGAGCUUGAAAAUCAAGAAGAGGAUCAAUCAGUAGCGGAGAAUGAGUAUGAGGAGCAAAGAAAUGAGGAAUCGGAUCAGGUAAUGCAACAAGAGAAUGAUCAAAUGGAGGAACCUGAGCAUGAGGAAACAUCUCACAAUUCAAGUUUCGAGUCAACUGACAAGAAACAGAUUGAAGAAUAUGACACUCCGAACGUUGAUGAUGAAAACACUUACACCAAUGAACGACAUAAUGGUAGAUCAUUUGACUACAAAGAGGCAAACUUUAACAACAAUUUGGAAGAGGAAUCUAAUUUUGAUGGGCUAAAAGUAGUUGAGGAAGAAUAUUCAGAGUUGAACGAAUCUAAAAAUGUGAACGAAUCCACCAAUAGGACUUCUUUGGAUGAAACAACCAUUCGUUCGCCAUCAGCAGAAACCAAAGAUGAAGACAGUGCACUGGAUCUUCAUUGGGUUUUUGGUAUGAACAAGGAUACUCUUGGUGGAAUGCAUAAUUUAUGUGAUGAAACGAGAAAAGAAGUAUUCUACAUUGCCGGAAAUGUUGGAAUAAUUUAUAAAUAUGAAACAAAGGAACAAAUUCUGCUGCAGGGUCAUACCAAUAUGAUUACAUGCUCGUCAGUUAGUACUGAUAAAAAGUGGAUUGUUACCGCCGACAGUGGAAAAGAAAACAUGAUAGUUGUGUGGGAUAGUAUAAAAGGAAUCCCAGUGAAGACAAUAUUUGACCCACAUCCAAUCGGAAUUCAAUCUCUUGACAUUUCUUCUGACUCGCUUUACAUUUAUUCGCUAAGCAAGCCAAACUCAGAAGGGGAGCAGCAUAUUUCAUUAUGGGAAUGGACAGAGGCAAACGAAGGAGCAUUAGUAACUGUCACAGUUCCGAGUGGUGAUCCUCAAACCUUGCUCAGAUGUCACAAUUCCAAUCCCAAAGUGUUUUUAACAAAUGGCCCAAAAAGCAUUCUCUUUUGGGAAUAUGAAGAUGGCGCUCUUGAAUUUUUCAGUCCUACUGUCACAAAGAGCGAUUUUGGAUCAGCUUCAAGUGAAUUUGUACAAACUACUUUUGUUGCUGGAACCACAAUGGCUGCUUCCGGUACCACAGAUGGAGAAAUUGUUUUGUGGGAACGAAAGAUUUAUCCUGACAGAGAGUCAAAGGAAAUCGAGAAAGAGGCCAUGAAAUUUGUUAAAAUACAUCCUGGAUUUAGCGUAAACUUUAUUACAUGCAUUGGAUCUUAUAUUGUAACAGGAGGAAGUGAUGGUUUUGUGAAAUUUUUGGAUCACAAAUUAAGGUUGGAGGCUUGGUUUGAAGAGUUUGAUUUAGGCCCAAUUACUUCAAUUUCUUUUGACAAGAAUCGAGGAAAGCAGAGACCAGAUAUGGCAAUGACUGAAGAAGACCUCGAGAACAUGGUCAGGAAAAAUGAUGAGUUUUACUGUCCUGAUUUCAUAAUUCAAACACGAUCUGGAUUUUUAGCAAAAGCCUCCUCCUCUUCAUUCAGUGAUUAUGAUGUUGAGGGAAUGAAAGGAAGAAUUUUAGUGAUCAGUCAAAAUGAGUCAAUUCAAACUCUUGCUGUACACCCAUCAAAGCCAUAUUUAGCUAUUUCAGGAAUGUCAGGAAAUGUUCACAUUUGGGAUUAUCAACUCAAGGACGUUCUAAAAGUAAUGGUAAUGAAGGGAUUGUGUGUUUCAUCUCUUGCUUUUGACAAUAAGGGAGAGUAUUUAGCUGUUGGAUGUAUGAAUGGGCAUGUGAAAUUCUUUGAUGCUGUUCUAUUUACAGAGAUACCCAGCUUGGCUUACAGACCAUCGAAGGCAUGCAUACAGUCUUUGAAGUUUUCUCACGACUCAUUGUUUUUAGCUUUUUCAGAUUCGGACAAUUGUGUGGGAGUCUUUAAAUUUAUGCCAAAUCCUCAAAAGAAAGGAGCUGGAAAAGAUGAAUGGAUUUAUAUUGGAAGAUUUAAAUCUCAUAAGAAAGCAAUUACUGGACUCGAAUUUGGAGUAGAACCUUAUGGAGAUAUACCAAGGCUAAUGUCUGUUUCUGAAGAUAGAAGAUUGAUUGAAUAUGAUUUAGAAAAUAGCUCAAUACAAGGAGGUUUGAAAGUUAAGACCAUUCACAGAGUGAGUCAAGAUGCCAUUCCGACUGCUUUCCUAUGGACAAAGGAUGAAAAUGUCAUUGAAACGUAUCCAAAUGAAAAGAAAUAUUUUGAUGGUCUGCUCUUUGCGAAUGACCAAUACAAAAUAAUGUCCUUCAUUACACCAUUUGGAAACAGAGACACAAGGUGCAACCGAACAAUUUUGAGUCCAACAUAUGGAGGCCCACUAAAUCGAUUACUUCUUGUCCCAAAUAUUCACUACAAGGAUGGCUCUUUACCAGAGUAUCAAGCACCAAGAUUACUUGCUUAUUCCACUUUUGAAAAAGUUAUUGGACUUAUUGCUCUUCCACUUGAUGGUAAUCCAAAACAUCACAUGGGCUUGAUUGCUCAUUCUGGAGAGAUCACUUCUUGCGUGGUUUCACCAGAUGGAAAAUAUUUAUUUACUGCUGGAGGAAGUGACUGUAUUGUCAAUCAAUGGGAGAUCAAUGGAACUCCACUCUUCAAAAACAAAGAAAUUGACGAAGGUAUUGAACCCUAUGUGAGUUUGAUUGAGGGUGGAGCGCAGGGAGAGUUUUUCCAAGAAGUUCAACAAUACUUUUACUAUGCACAGAUUAGAAGCCAGGGUGAAAUCACAACAAGUGAACGAAAAAUUACAGGAAGCGUUCCUAUCAAUCAAGUACCUGAUUUGGUUCGAUCGCUAGGAUUUUAUGCUACUCAAUGGGAAAUUCAGAACAUGAUUAAUGAACUGAGAGUGAUUAAGGGAGUGGCAGAUCCUUCAGAAACGAAUUCCUCUGUUGAUAAGAAGAGAUCUUCUCUGCCAUCUAAGAAAGAGCCUGAAAUUUUCAUUGAUUUUAAUACGUUUGUGAAGAUUUAUGUGAAUCACCGACCAGUCUUUGGCAUUCAACGAAAAGACAUUGAAGAGGCUUUCCAGAAAUUGGGAAGCGAGCCAAUCACUGGUUUUAUCAACAAAUCAGACCUUUUCCAAAAAUUGAAAACGAUGGGUGAAAUUAUGACAGAAAAUGAGCUAAAUGAUUGUUUGAGCAAAUUGUUGAAAGAGGUUGUCACGAUAUCAGCGUUAGAAGAACGAUUUACAUCGGUCGAAUUUGCAGAGAAGCUUCUUGGUUUUACGGACGGAAAUGUUUAG
Messenger RNA from Naegleria fowleri, 3222 nucleotides. RefSeq lists its product as uncharacterized. The transcript has 4 exons. The record is from RefSeq and is a predicted model, not a curated record. Bases 1 to 3222 code for a protein of 1073 amino acids. NCBI's taxonomy places the organism in Eukaryota, Heterolobosea, Eutetramitea, Acrasida, Naegleriidae. Gene Ontology annotation, molecular function: protein binding. Gene Ontology annotation, cellular component: motile cilium.